UGGAGAAUUUAUGUGAGGUAUAUUUAAAAAUGUUGUCGAAAGGAGUUAAAUGGUUUCUGCCAUUUAUGUCGGAUGUACACAAAAGUAGUGCUGCAUAAACAGCAUUACGUUUUGACAGCAUUACAAGAUUGUGAAGUUGGAGUGACUUGUCGUGACUCCAAACAACCUGAAGAGGGCAGCCUAUUAGCAAUCAUCAUCAGGUCAUCAAAAUCUGCAAGAAGAAGACGUUCGUGUUGCGCGGUGACGAAACCCUAGACUCCGGCUUCUUCAUAUUGACAAAUAGCUCCUGUGAAUUAACCAAUGGAGAGAGGCCAGCGCCCAACUAAACACCGCAACUGACUGUUGACAUCCGGCUACACAGUAGGUGAGCCUGCUCAGUGAUAAGUGGAUUACAGACAACAAUGAUGUCAGAGAAUCUGGCCAUGGUUCGAACAUAAGCUCACUCUGCCUUUGGCUCUGCCAUGUUGCCAGGAGUCGGUGUUUUUGGCACAGGGAGUACGGCGCGGGUUCUGGUCCCGUUGUUAAAAGCUGAAGGUUUUGAGGUCCAUGCUCUGUGGGCUCCAAGUGAUGAGGAAGCAUCCCAUUUGGCCAAGGAACUGGGGGUCCCCUUUCAUACCAGCCACUCGGAUGAUGUUUUGUUGCACCAGGACGUUGACCUGGUUUGCAUCUACGUUCCACCGUCGAUGACGAGGCAGAUUGCUGUAAAAGCACUGGGUAUUGGGAAGAAUGUUGUGUGUGAGAAAGCUGCAACUGUUCUAGAUUCUUUCAAGAUGGUGACUGCAGCUCGAUACUACCCCCAACUGCUGAGCAUUAUGGGUAAUACCCUUCGCUUCCUGCCGGCUUUUGUGGCGAUGCGUCAGCUGCUGUUGGAGGGAUACGUUGGUGAAGUGCAGGUGUGCGACGUUCGUGUCUAUGGUCCCAGCCUGCUGGACCAGUCGUACGGCUGGACCUGCGAGGAGCUGAUGGGAGGGGGCGGGCUGCACACAGUCGGCUCUGCCAUCAUCGACCUCUUGAGUUACCUGACUGAUGCCCGAGCCCACCGUGUGCACGGCUUGCUAAGAACCUUUGUGCAACAAAACAACCUAAUCCGAGGCAUUCGUCACGUCACCAGCGACGACUUUUGUUUCUUCCAGAUGUUGAUUGGAGGGGCUGGAUCCAGAUCUGGGGGCGUGUGUUGCACUGUGACGCUGAAUUUUAACAUGCCGGGCUCGUUUGUGCAUGAGGUCAUGGUAGUGGGAUCCACUGGGAGGUUGGUGGUCCGGGGCACUGAACUGUAUGGUCAGUGCAACAAGAGCAAAGGGGAGGAGCUGCUGCUUGGUCAAAGUGACUGGGCAGGACCAGAGGUGAGAGAGAUGCCCCUGCCACAGCUGCGGGGGCUGAGCUCUCUGGUGAGGGCACUGAGAGAGUCUUUUCAGGCUCACGAGGAGCGCAGGUCCUGGGCACAGGCACCAGUUGCCAUGGCGCCGACAUUCGAGGAUGGCCUGUACGUGCAGACAGUGGUGGAGGCUGUGAAGCGGUCCAGCUGCAGCGGAGAAUGGGAGUGUGUGGAGAUCAUGAGUCAGGAGCCAGAUCCCAACCAAAACCUGUGUGAGGCUCUGCAGAGAAAUAAGAGCUGAAUGAGUGUGUAGAACCGGGGGGGACGACAACGACUACUAUUACUACUACUAUGACUACAACUACUACUAGAGCGUGGGUAACAGUUACAGGAAGUCAAUUCUCUGACAUUGAGUUCUUAAUCUGAUGUCAGUCCAUGGUAACGCCCAGGCAGGUCAUGUGACCAGGACAUGAGUGAGUGAGUGAGUGCUGGUGAUAAAUACAUCUGCACUGAUGUGUCAAUAUUAGCCUGAACCUGGGGCCUGCUGUAUGUCAGGUUAGAAUCCAACCACUGCACCACUCACUAAAAGCUUAGCUGUGUCAAAGUGAUACAACCAAUGACUUUGACACCGAUGACACACUGCAAACUGAUAUGAUGAAGAUGGUCCGAAGAAAAUAUGACCAAGUCACAUCUGGUCCACUGAGGCAUCGUCUCCAGACAACAGAACCAGGUCAUGGAUUAGCAUAAACAGGUAACAUGAAAGUGAAGUGUGACAGAGACGACGGGUUGGUCUGAGUCAGAAGGACUGACCAGUGACCAGAGACUCUCCCACCAUUGAAAAAUAAGUCCAUUACUUUAUGCGAUUAAUGUUUUUGCCUCGUCUUUUUUCCCACGUUGCCUUUGUACAGGUGACAUCAAAACAGCAUCACUCUGCUGCAGUAAUGGCCAACAGAGUAAAGUCUAAAGACCAGACUGGUUGGACAGGACUGUGACAGAAAGACCAUAUAUUCUUAUUUUUAUUAUAUUUGAGUUGUGUGUUCCUGAUUGGUUGGUUCACACUGUUGUAUUUUAUUGUCUUAAAAAUAAACAAAUUUUAAUUUCAACAUGUAAUAUGAUGAGCACGUCCACCCACUGGCUGAGUUAAGGUUUGUAUACUAGUUCACAGAACCUGCAGCGUGCUGUAAAAGCUGUGAGAAAGAAGAACUGAGAUGCCAUUUGUGUUUUUUAUUUUUUAAAAGAUUCAGUUAUCUUUAUUGCUGCUAGUUAUCAAAGGUUGGCUCUGUAAAAAAACUAAACUAAAGUUACCUCACACCUUCCCAGCAGUGCUUUAAAACUGUUUCAACAAAGUGUUUUCAAACUGACUGCAGAAUUACCCACAAUGCACCACUGUCACCAUCUAUUCCAGCUGAGCUUUGACUGUCUUUGUGUUUUUUUCCUUGUUGGUUGUGAUUACUGCUGAAGUUGUACCUAUUUAAUAAAUGCAGUGUUGUUCACUGCACACAUCACUGUAACAUUUGUGUCUGUGUGGAGCCACUCUCUGUCUCUGACCAAACUGUUUGUAUUUCUGUGCUGUAAUAUUGCUUAUUUUGCAUUGAUUUUAUUAUUUAUAGGCUUUUGAAGCAAUGCCCAGUGUUUUAGAGGAGUGACUGUUGUUCUGACUGGUGUUUCUUAUAAUAAAAACAUUUAGUUUUCA
Molecule: messenger RNA, 3008 nt
Organism: Cynoglossus semilaevis (tongue sole)
Lineage: Eukaryota; Metazoa; Chordata; Actinopteri; Pleuronectiformes; Cynoglossidae
Gene: gfod2
Product: glucose-fructose oxidoreductase domain containing 2
Exons: 4
Coding region: 462-1616 (384 amino acids)
Molecular function (GO): nucleotide binding
Source: RefSeq, a predicted model, not a curated record